Messenger RNA from Cydia fagiglandana, 2128 nucleotides. It is a transcript of the gene bor, whose product is annotated as ATPase family AAA domain-containing protein 3A homolog. Gene Ontology annotation, molecular function: ATP binding; zinc ion binding; ATP hydrolysis activity. The record is from RefSeq and is a predicted model, not a curated record. The transcript is spliced from 10 exons. Gene Ontology annotation, biological process: mitochondrion organization. Bases 95 to 1996 code for a protein of 633 amino acids. Gene Ontology annotation, cellular component: mitochondrion. NCBI's taxonomy places the organism in Eukaryota, Metazoa, Arthropoda, Insecta, Lepidoptera, Tortricidae.
AGUCACAGAAGAUCCUCGGGGGACGUAUUGGAAUUUUAUCUUUUUAUCACAUUUAUUUUGCAAAUUUAAUGAAUUAAAGUUAUCUGUGUGAACUAUGUCCUGGUUAUUUGGGUAUAGCACGAAGCCUCCGCAGCCGCCAACCGAUGACCCGUCGAGUAAUAACGGGGGUGCGGCGGCACCCCCAGUUAACCUCACAAAAGCAGAAAGGAAAGCAAUGGAAGCUUAUCGGUUUGACUCCAGCGCUCUUGAAAGAGCUGCGCAGGCCGCUAAAGAGUUGGAGCAGUCCAGACAUGCAAAAGAUGCAUUGGAGCUCAGCAAACUUCAAGAAGCCACACGGCAACAAGAGCAGAUGGCGAAGAUCAAGGAAUAUGAGGCCGCCAUAGAGCAGUCCAAGGUGGAACAGAAAAGAGUUGACUAUGAAGAAAGAAGAAAGACCUUACAGGAAGAAACAAAGCAACACCAAAUGCGGGCACAAUAUCAAGACCAAUUGGCAAAGAAGCGUUACGAGGAGCAGCUAGUCCAACAACAGCGGUCACAAGAUGAGAUUUUGAAAAAACAAGAAGAAAGUGUUGCGAAGCAAGAAGCAUUACGUCGUGCUACAAUAGAACAUGAAAUGGAACUCCGCGAGAAAAACAAACUUAAGGCUAUUGAAGCUGAAGCAAGAGCCAGGGCAAAGGCUGAUCGUGAAAAUCGUGACAUCAAUCUUGAGCAAAUCAGAUUGAAGGCUGCUGAGAACCGUACUACUAUUUUAGAGAGUAUAAAGACAGCAGGCAGUGUCAUAGGAACCGGGUUAAAUGCAUUAGUGACAGAUUGGGACAAGACAUUGGCAGCAGCAGGAGGCCUGUCACUUGUAGCACUCGGAGUUUACACCGCCAAAGGAGCUACCUCAGUCACUGCAAGAUUCAUUGAAGCCCGAAUUGGUAAACCAAGUCUCGUAAAUGAAACAUCGAGAUUCUCUAUACUGGAAGCAGUGAAGCAUCCCAUCCUGACGGUGUCGAAGGCCGUAGCGAACUUCCGCAAGCCGUCGGACGCGCUGGCCGGGGUGGUGCUGGCGCCGACGCUGGAGCGGCGGCUGCGCGACAUCGCCAUCGCCACCAAGAACACACGCAUGAAUAAGGGCUUCUACAGGAACCUUCUCAUGUACGGCCCGCCUGGUACCGGCAAAACCUUGUUCUCUAAGAAACUCGCGAAGCACUCGGGCAUGGAGUACGCAAUCCUGACGGGGGGCGACGUGGCGCCCAUGGGCAAGGACGCCGUCGCCGCCAUCCACAAGGUGUUCGACUGGGCCAACACCAGCAAGAAAGGUGUACUCCUAUUCAUCGACGAAGCGGACGCAUUCCUUAGAAAACGCUCCUCCGAAAGGAUUAGUGAGGAUCUACGGGCGGCUCUGAACGCGUUUCUAUACCGCACGUCAGACCAGAGCAACCGCAUCAUGCUGGUGCUGGCGUCCAACACGCCGCAGCAGUUCGACUCCGCCAUCAACGACCGUCUCGACAAGAUGAUCGAGUUCGGGCUGCCAGGCCUCGAGGAACGCGAACGUUUGAUCCGCCUGUACUUUGACAAGUUUGUGCUUCAGCCUGCUUCUGAAGGAAAGAGACGGCUGAGCGUGGACCAGUUCGACUACGGCGAGCUGUGCAGCCUGCUGGCGGCGCGCACGGCCGGCAUGUCCGGGCGAGCGCUCUCCAAGCUCGGCGUGGCGUGGCAGGCCGCCGCCUACGCCUCCGACGACGGCCGCCUCACCCGGGACAUGUGCAUCGAAAUAUGCGAGGAUGCUGUCAAGGAUCACCGGCAGAAAAUGGAAUGGCUGUCUGCAGAGGAAAAAUCCCGCAGCAUGAUGCCGUAUUUGCUGGAUCUCCCUCCGCUGGAUACGGAGGCGCAGCACGCUGACAGAGCCACGGUCACAGAGAUCCAAGACACUAUUGAAGCUCCCGUCGCUAGAUCCAAAGCGCCUCCCAAAAAAAGGGCAACAAUCAAAGAGAACGAAACCGAGAAGUGACACAGUCUAGUUCCGAGUAACGAACUAGAAAGGCCAAUAGAACUUCCAAAAGUAAACAUCAGCAAAACACAAGUGAACUGUGAUAAUAAGCACAAACAGAAGUUUGACUUUAAAAUUUCCAGAAACAUUAAA